This is a messenger RNA of Pollicipes pollicipes, 2738 nucleotides long. Its product is annotated as zinc finger MYND domain-containing protein 11. The transcript is spliced from 13 exons. Gene Ontology annotation, molecular function: DNA binding; transcription corepressor activity. The record is from RefSeq and is a predicted model, not a curated record. Gene Ontology annotation, cellular component: nucleus. Lineage: Eukaryota; Metazoa; Arthropoda; Thecostraca; Pollicipedomorpha; Pollicipedidae. Bases 114 to 1790 code for a protein of 558 amino acids. Gene Ontology annotation, biological process: regulation of signal transduction; regulation of transcription elongation by RNA polymerase II.
CAUAUCCGUGCACCAAACGCCAAUCAUUUGCGGGGGAUAUCUGCUUAUUUAUAUAUCUUCCUAGGUCUGUACCACUUGGGAUCUGUGCAAGGAAGAAAUUUACAAGGGGAAAGAUGACGGGGCGGAAGUCGGACCCGACCAUCGUCCACCUGGUGUGGGAUGCCAUCCAGAGCUGCAUGACCCAGCGCCAGCAGCCCAACUUCGAGAGGGUAUCCAAGCAUAUCAUGCGCUUCAACAGCAUAUCACCUGAUGUGAUCGAGGACGAGCUUUCUAAGGUGGUGGACGAUGGUUUGGUGCGGUUCGUGCAACGGCUGGGAGCCAAGGGAUCGAAGAAGGGAGAAGAACAAGAACUGUAUAAACUGCCCAAAGGACCCCCGGCGCCGAGCGAGCACGACUGGUACUGCGCCAGCUGUCACCAGCCCGGCGAGCUGCUGGCCUGCUCCGGCUGCCCAUCCGCCCGCCACAGCAAGUGUCUGACGGAAGCCGAGCGUCAGACGCCCUUCACCUGCCCACAGUGUCAGAUGGCCGCAGCGGAGCAAUGUGAUAUCAAGAAGAAAACACUCAACACGCUUUUGGGGUACACCGUUCUUCGCCUUAAAGCAAGGAUGCUGCCGCUGACGGCGGAGGACGCCGGCGUGCUCUCCCCCAGCUCGGACCCCGAGCAGCGCUUCCGCACCGCCUACCUGCUCUACCGGCCGCUGGAGAUCUUCGACAUCGAAGACAAGCUUGACAGACAGGUGUACAGCAAGCUGUCGGAGUUUGAAGGUGACGUGCGGUUGAUGGUGCACAACAUUAUCGUCAUGAACGGAGCGGAGUCGCAGGCGGCGGCGGUGGCCGGCCAGGUGCUGCAGGACUGUCUGCAUGACGUCCAGGAGAUCCGCAUCUGCCGCGAUUGCUACCGCAUGUCCAACGAGAAGCCCGGCAAGAACUGGUUCUGUCGGCCCUGCCGGCCGCCGCACGAGCUCGUUUUCGCCAAGCAGAAGGGCUACCCGUUCUGGCCCGCCAAGGUGAUGAAGACGGAGAACGACAUGUUUGAUGUGCGAUUUUUCGGCGAGCCUCACGAGAGGGCGUUCGUGACGCGGGGGCAGAUCCGGCCCAUCACUACCUCGCUGCAGGCGCUACAGAUCAAGCGAAGCAACCCCUGGACGCGCGCCCAUGACGAGCUGAAGCGGCACCAGGCGCAGCUGCGCCGCGUGGAGGAGCAGCCGUCGCUGCUCAACUCCGACUCGGAGCCGGGACUCGAGUCAGAGCCAGAGUCGACCGACUCGCCGCUGCGGGAGGGCGCCGCCCCGCCUCCGACCAAGCGACGUCGCAGGGCCUUCGAUCCGGACGAGGAUGGCCUGGUCGAGGUCAAGGACUGCUCCAUCGUCGUCCAGAAGGUGGAGAACGACAAGCAGCCGGCCUGCCUGCCGUCGCCCGACGACCAGGUGACGUCAUCGUGCCAAGAGCCACAGCCGCGCACCGUCGCCACCCAGACGCCGGCCAAGUUCCUGCGCACCGGCGCCACCGAGCAGCAACACCCGAGCCCGGCCGUCAGCGAGGAGCGCGUCCGUCAGCUGGAGAAGGAGCUGGAGCGGGCGCGCCAGGCGCACAAGCAGGAGCUGGCCAGCCUGGACACCCAGUACCGCCAGCAGCUGUCCGCCUCCAAACGCAAGCAGUGGUGCUUCAAUUGCGAACAGGAGGCCAUCUACCACUGCUGCUGGAACACCGCCUACUGCAGCACCGAGUGCCAACAGGUCCACUGGCACAAGGAGCACAAGCGUGUCUGUCGCCGUAAGCGCACGCUGUGAGCGGGGCCCCGGAGGGGUGAGACGGUCGGAGCGGCCGUGCCGGGCCCUGGCUGCCGUGUGCGGCGGGCGAACGGCCGUCAGCGGCGCCUGCGGACGCCCGUCAUGUGGCGGCGUACCCGCGAGAACGGAGCCACCCGCCGACCGGCUACCGUGUGCGACAGUGUGCCGACCUGCGGACCGAGAUUGGCCGGGCGCGCGACGUCACGCCUCGCCGCCACAGUCAGUCCAGACGCCUCGGGACCCGGCGGCCGGGCCCUGUAUACUGAGCUUAGCCAUAGGGGUUCUGCGUAUCAUGUGCUUACCUGUCCUGUCCCAUUCUUGUUCGGCCUCUCCCCAGCCUACGAGUGAACAGGCUUGCCAGAUCGUGGCCCUGCCGGUCCAGAGCACGGGCAUUGUCUCUAGCAAAUCGUGGGGUGCCAGCCUGUCAGCGCCGCCUCUGUGAAGGCAGAAGUCACUGGGCCUGUGGACGUGCCGGCGGCGGGGCCCACCCGGCGCCCGUCCGGUGACGGGAGAUUCCGGCGUGCCAGUGAGGCUCGUGUGCCACUGUCGCUGCCGGGGGGCACGGGUUGCAGCGGCCGCGCUCAGCUGCGGCGAGAGGCGACGCGUUCGUGUAAAUACCGUAGCCAGGGCAUUGGAUCGGUCUUUCGCUCGGCGGGCCGCGGCGGACACCAGGGCGGCGCAAGUGGCCAGGCGCGGCGCCACGCUAGUCGGCAUGUGUGCUGUGCAUCGAUGACGAGUUAAUCCCGGCUUGGCCUCCCACACACUGCACCCCGUGCAACCAUCGUGUCGAUCAUGCAGCAUGCAGUGAUUUGGGCUCAUUUGUGACCGAGUGUGGUAUCCAGGCGUGGCGGAGCCGGCCGAUUGUAUGACGUUUGCGACGUGUUAUGUUAGAGUGUGAUGUGUUUACGCUAUGCACCGGCCGGGACGCGUCAGUGAUUUUAGUGUGCG